Tarenaya hassleriana is the source of this 2272-nucleotide messenger RNA. Its product is annotated as preprotein translocase subunit SCY2, chloroplastic. Gene Ontology annotation, molecular function: transmembrane protein transporter activity; signal sequence receptor activity. Lineage: Eukaryota; Viridiplantae; Streptophyta; Magnoliopsida; Brassicales; Cleomaceae. Gene Ontology annotation, cellular component: plastid envelope; membrane. Gene Ontology annotation, biological process: thylakoid membrane organization; protein localization to chloroplast; chloroplast organization. The record is from RefSeq and is a predicted model, not a curated record. The coding region runs from base 205 to 1929 and encodes 574 amino acids. The transcript is spliced from 13 exons.
UUCGCUCACUCAUUCGGCAUUUUCAUUCCCUUUUCAAAAUAUCUGCCUCUCACUGGCAAAGCUGGAAACCGGCUGACGAAACGGCGGAGACACGACGGAGCACGGCGACGGCGGUGAUUUAUUAACGGGCGUGGAAUUGUUUCCUUCCUCAGUAAAGACUAAGUCUUUGUUCGUUGGUUGUUGUUGCUCGGAGGUGCUUCUCCAAUGGAAGCUACGCUUCUCCGUUAUCCUCAGUUCUUCAAGGCAAAGCCUUACCAGAUAGUGGGUGGUUCUGCAGUUGAUCGUGUUCCUGGUCACCACCUUCCUCGUCCCAGAAACUGUCGUGCCAAUAUGAAUUUGUCAAAGUCUAGAGAAACCCAAUUUAUACAGAUGAGCAGUCAUUUCUUACGCAAAGAAAGGAAGAAUUUUUCGGCACAUUAUUCCAAUCAGCUGCGAAGUGACUCUAUGAACAGCGGAGAAACACAUUCGGAUUCUCAGAAUUUAGAGGUUUUUCCUCCAGAAGCUGCUGGUGCUCAGGACAUUCAUCUAUCGCAGAAUGUUGCUAGCGCUAUAACUCUGCAGGAAAGGCCAAAAACUUUCAGAAAUAGGUUUCUUGAUUUUGUUCGCCUAAGCUCAGUCCUGAACAAUGCGGCAGAAGCAUUCUUUAAGAGCGAGAUAAGGAGGAGGUUAUUCAUAACAGCUGUGCUACUUGUAGUCAGCCGUGUUGGAUAUUUUAUUCCUCUGCCUGGGUUUGACAGAAGACUGAUACCCCAAGAUUACCUCAGCUUUGUCUCAGGAUCUGUCGAGGAGUUGGGUGAUUUUGGAGGGGAGGUCAAGCUUUCGCUUUUCCAGCUUGGACUCAGCCCACAAAUCAUAGCAUCAAUAAUUAUGCAGGUGCUUUGCCAUGUUGUUCCAUCCUUAGUAAAGUUGCGAAAGGAAGGCUUGGAUGGCCAUGAGAAGAUUAAGAGUUAUAUAUGGUGGCUGUCAUUUUUCUUUGCAAUAUUGGAAGCUGUAGUGGUGGCUUGCACUUCUCUGCAGUACUCGGUUUAUGCAGCCACUGCCCGGGUGAAGCAUGUGAUGGUUACAGCAGCACUGAUGGUCUGCGGUGCAAUGACAAUGACAUGGAUAUGUGACACAAUAUCAGAAUCUGGAUUUGGUCAUGGAUCAUCUCUGAUAAUUUGUGUGGGAAUAUUGACGGGCUACACAGAAACCUUACACAAGAUGCUGACUCAAAUCUCUGGACGUGCUGCGCAUUGGUGGCCUUACCUGCUAGGUUUAUUGGGUAUUUUCACUAUUGUCACCAUGUGGGCUGUUGUUGUUACUGAGGGCUGCAGGAAGAUAAAAUUGCAGUAUUAUGGUUUUAAACUUGCUUCUGCUUCAAGAGAAGGUUCUCCAAUGACUGAGGUGGAACCGUACAUACCUUUUAAUAUUAACCCAUCAGGAAUGCAGCCUGUUCUCACCACCACGUAUCUCUUGGCGUUUCCCAGUAUUCUUGCGAGUGUUCUUGGCUCACGAUUCUGGGAGCAUGUGAAAGAGAUACUGAACCCUGAAACUACAGUCGGUGCGCCACCGUGGGUUUACUAUUCAAUCUAUGCGUUUUUCGUCUUUCUUUUCAACAUAUUUGACAUUGCCAAUUUGCCAAAGGAAAUAGCUGAUUAUUUGAACAAGAUGGGGGCCAGAAUACCAAACAUAAAGCCUGGAAAGGCCACAAUUGAGUACCUAACCAAGAUACAGGCUUCAACCAGGUUUUGGGGGGGUUUACUGUUGAGUUUUUUGGCGACAUCGUCUACUAUACUUGACCACUAUCUACGCAGCAUCAACGAGGGCUUUGCCAUCGGCUUUAUGUCAGUCCUGAUCAUCGUGGGUUCGAUAAUUGAGCUAAGAAGAUCGUACCAUGCCUACAAUGUCAUGCCGAGUUUAAGCAAAGCGUUGAGAAGAUACGGUGUAUGACUGACUUCACCGUCGUCAAGCUAAGGACACUCUGCUUUUUGGAUACUACGCCGUUCCAUGUCGCAAAUGUUUCGAAAUCUCUCUUAGAUUAGGCAUUGAAGGUUUUAUAGUAAAACAAGACACGAGGAAACAUGGCAUUACAAAGGAUGCUCUGUUAUGUCCGAGUGAAGAAUGUGGAUAAACAGCCUUUUUCGCUUUUGAGUUUCUUAUUCUGUGGCUCUCAGUUCAUGUGGCCAUUGUAGGACAUCGGAAAAGAAAAAGCUUCCCACUUUUUUUUUUCCCGACAGGAUAUUUUUGUUCAAAGCCGCCAUAGAAACGAUCCUUCUUGGCAUUUUGAAACUGA